AUAACAUAUGUUAUUCUGUAGAAAUAUUCAAAGUACUAUUUCAUUAUUAACUUUAAUUAUUGUUUUAUUUUAUAAAUUUCAUGUUAUACAUUUUUUAUAUGAAAAUGAAUUCAAAAUUAUUAUCUAUUACAAUUGUGGUAUCUUUAUUUGUACUCUCUAAAGGUUUAUCUUGUUUUAGAAAAGGAAAAGUUCAAAAGACAAAUUUAGAAAAGGAAAAUAAUGAAAUCACAAAUUUAGAAACGGAAAAUAAUGAAAUCAAUAAUAAAGCAGAUUUAGAAAAGGAAAUUAAAGCAUUUGAUACAGAAGAGAAAAAUGAUGUAGCUGUAUGCCCUUAUUGUCAAUAUCCACCUGAAGGAGAAACUAUUACAGUACUAUGUUGCUCACAUAUUUUUUGUAAAGAUUGUUUUGAUAAAGAUAAAGCUAUAAGAAAUUCGAUUGAAAAAUGCCCAAUUUGUGGUAAAAAUAUAGAUGUAUGUGGUCUGUGUAAGAAGAAAAUAGUUACUGGAGAAAUUUAUAAUUCAAAUUGUUGUAAAACAAUACAUUGUACUGAGUGCUAUAAAAGAUUUCGCCAAUAUCCUAUGUGCAAAGCAUGUCAAUUUCGGGAUCAAAAAUAUACAUUAAUUCUUGACUUUAUUUUCGUAUUUAUAUACGAAAAUCCUAGUGAGACAAAUAAUUAAUAUAAAUAUAAAUAAAAUUUUUCAAAGUUUUUAAAAGUUAGUUUAGUAGAAUAUUUAGUUUCAUAAUAUAAAAUAAAAUUUUAAUUACAUUAUUAAAUUUUGCAAAUAUAAAAAUUCAAAAAUCCUAGUAAGACAUAAAAAAUAGAAAAUUACAUUUUUCAAUGUUUUUAAAAGUUAAUUUAGUAGAAAAUUUAGUUAAAUAAUAUGUAAAAUAAACUUUUGCAAAUGUUAAUAUCUUUAUUAAAAAUUUGUAUUAAAAGCAUAUUUUUGCAAUGAGUCAUAUCCCAAAGAGUUCAUUUUAUUAUUAUAAAUUAUUGAUCGGUAUGUACAGUGAAUCAAGG
Molecule: messenger RNA, 1018 nt
Organism: Daktulosphaira vitifoliae (grape phylloxera)
Lineage: Eukaryota; Metazoa; Arthropoda; Insecta; Hemiptera; Phylloxeridae
Exons: 11
Coding region: 81-677 (198 amino acids)
Source: RefSeq, a predicted model, not a curated record